Molecule: messenger RNA, 390 nt
Organism: Parnassius mnemosyne (clouded apollo)
Lineage: Eukaryota; Metazoa; Arthropoda; Insecta; Lepidoptera; Papilionidae
Source: the annotation of a GenBank genome assembly
AUGUCUACCGACAACAAUGAUUGGGGAUGCUGUAGUGAUAACCCUGAUACAGAAGAGUACAUUCUGUGCCAGAAAUGCUCAAAAAAGUUUCAUGUGGCCUGUCUCAGCUCUCCCUCCAUAAUAAAACCUAGUGAGUUCUCGACAUGGGAAUGUCCUCUGUAUACCAGCCUACGACCCAAAACUGGGCAUAACGACAACACGCCGGUGCGAUUUAACCCUAAUGUCACGGUACGGGCUUCUAAAAGACAGGCACUGCAAUCACCUCCAAUAAUAGGAGCGUCAGCUGUUGAAGUUAGAGGCAUCAUGCAGGAGAAUUGUAAAAACAUUACAUCUAAAAUCGAUUCCCUAACCAUUUCCAUUAGUUCUGAACUAAAAUCAGUCAAGGAGUAG